UGCUCAGAAGAAACUUGUGCGGUGGCAACUUUGACAAAUACUGUUAAAUGUCUGUCACAUAGCUUAAAUAUUUUAAAGUAUAUGGUGGACGGGAACUCUCCCAAUGUGUGACGAGGGCGAGGAAAGCGACAGCGGCGAGAGGGGGCACCUUUCCGAGUCUCCCUCCUCGCCUCUCUCUCUCAGACUUCCCCGAGGAUCUCCCUCCUCUCCGCGGCCCCUAGACCUGUUCUCCUCCGCCUCUCCGCUGCUUGGGGACACCGACCCACCUUACCUCGCCUCUCCGGAGUGUCUUCACCCGUCUCCAGAGUACCAGGAAACCGGGGGUUCCACACACUUUACGCCGCCAAAGUUCCCCCAGCGCACCGGGGACACCGGCUCGCCGUUUCUCUCGCGGCCGGGUAUACACAUAGAUGCGGUCUACGACCAGUACGAUGACCCGUUUCCCAAGUGGAGGGGACGUGGAGCGGCCAACGCUGAGCGCUUUCAGCACCGCGGACAGAGACUGCACCGGGCUCCGGAGCUCUCGGACUAUGGGAACCACUACACUGUUGAGCACAUAGACACCGAGUUCAACUCCGAAACCCGGCAAACGGUGGAAGCCAUGCAUCGCCGCCACACAACGUUGAGGGAGAAGGGGCGUCGCCAGGCAGUGCGGGGCCCAGCCUAUAUGUUCAAUGAGCGUGGCUCGGCCCUCACUGCAGAGGAGGAGCGUUUUCUGGAUGCUGCUGAAUACGGAAACAUUCCUGUGGUCCGCAAGAUGCUGGAAGAGUCCAAAACCCUUAACUUUAAUUGUGUGGACUACAUGGGCCAGAAUGCUUUGCAGCUCGCAGUGGGUAACGAGCACCUAGAAGUUACUGAGCUGCUGCUAAAGAAAGAUGGUUUGGCUAGGAUUGGUGAUGGCCUCCUUUUGGCCAUCUCAAAAGGUUAUGUUAGAAUCGUUGAAGCCAUUCUCGCCCAUCCUGCUUUUGGUGGAGGUCUGCGGCUGGCUUUGAGCACUUUGGAGCAAGAGAUGCGUGAUGAUGACUUUUACGCCUACGACGAAGACGGAACGCGCUUCUCGCAUGACAUCACACCCAUCGUCCUGGCUGCUCACUGCCAGGAAUACGAAAUUGUCCACAUCCUGCUGACGAAGGGGGCUCGCAUUGAAAGGCCCCAUGACUAUUUCUGUAAAUGUUCAGAAUGUGUGGAGAAACAGAAGAAAGACUCCUUCAGCCACUCACGCUCCAGGAUGAAUGCAUAUAAGGCCCUGGCCAGUGCAGCUUACCUGUCGCUCAGCAGUGAAGACCCUGUGCUCACCGCCCUCGAGCUCAGCAAUGAACUGGCAAGACUGGCCAACAUUGAGACAGAAUUUAAGAAUGACUACCGUAAGCUGUCCAUGCAGUGUAAAGACUUUGUGGUGGGUGUGUUGGACCUUUGUCGGGACACAGAGGAAGUUGAGGCGAUUUUGAAUGGCGACGUGGAUCAGUGCCCGCCGAGUCCCUACAACCGUCCCUGCCUCAGCCGUGUCAAACUGGCUAUCAAGUAUGAAGUCAAGAAGUUCGUUGCUCAUCCGAACUGCCAGCAGCAACUGCUGACUAUCUGGUAUGAGAAUCUGCCUGGCCUGAGGCAGCAGUCCAUUGGUGUGAAGUGCUGGACAGUCCUGGGAGUAACUGUAGGCCUCCCAUUCCUGGCUAUUGCCUACUGGAUAAUGCCAUGUAGCAAGCUUGGUCAGAUCCUGCGAAGCCCCUUCAUGAAGUUUGUGGCUCACGCUGUCUCCUUCACCAUCUUCCUGGGUCUCCUGGUUGUCAAUGCUUCCGACCGCUUUGAAGGAGUAAAGAACCUUCCCAACGAGACCAUCACAGACCAUCCUCGACAGGUGUUCAGGGUCAAAACCACCCAGUUUUCCUGGACAGAGAUGUUGAUAAUGAAGUGGGUAUUGGGCAUGAUUUGGUCAGAGUGCAAGGAGAUCUGGAGUGACGGACCCAGGGAGUAUGUCAUGCACCUUUGGAAUGUUCUGGACUUUGGUAUGUUAUCCAUCUUCGUGGCAUCCUUCACGGCACGCUUCAUGGCAUUCCUGAAGGCAUCCAAGGCCCAGCAAUAUGUCGACAUGCAUGUACCAGAUGACGACCUCAGCAACGCCUCACUGCCUGAUGAAGUGGCUUAUUUCACUUACGCCAGAAACAAGUGGCGCCCAUCAGAUCCUCAGAUCAUCUCAGAAGGCCUGUACGCCAUCGCCGUCGUUCUGAGCUUCUCUCGCAUCGCCUACAUACUGCCAGCCAAUGAGAGCUUUGGACCCCUGCAGAUUUCACUGGGGCGCACAGUCAAGGACAUCUUCAAGUUUAUGGUCAUUUUCAUCAUGGUGUUUGUGGCCUUCAUGAUCGGCAUGUUCAACCUGUACUCAUAUUACCUCGGAGCAAAGUACAACCCUGCCUUCACCACGGUAGAGGAGAGUUUCAAGACUCUUUUCUGGUCAAUCUUCGGGCUGUCUGAAGUGAUUUCGGUGGUGCUGAAGUAUGACCAUAAGUUCAUAGAGAACAUUGGCUACGUGCUGUACGGAGUCUAUAAUGUCACUAUGGUGGUAGUUCUUCUCAACAUGCUCAUUGCCAUGAUCAACAGCUCUUACCAGGAGAUAGAGGAGGAUGCCGAUGUGGAGUGGAAGUUUGCUCGAGCUAAGCUUUGGCUCUCCUACUUUGAUGAGGGCCGCACCUUACCCGCCCCCUUUAACCUCGUUCCCAGCCCUAAGUCCUUCUAUUACUUGGCCCUAAGGAUCAAGUCCUGUCUGAUUCACCUCUGCAAGGCCAACGGCCAUCACCGUAAUGAGGUGGAGAUGGGCAUGCUCAACUCCCAGACCAAGGAUGAACGCUUCAAGUCUUAUCCACGGCCUGGAGAAGAGUUCACCCAGAGAAAAGCUAGAAAACACCCCACCAGAUACCAGAAGAUCAUGAAGCGCCUGAUUAAGCGUUAUGUGCUUAAGGCUCAAGUGGACAGAGAGAGUGAUGAAGUUAAUGAAGGCGAGCUGAAGGAGAUCAAGCAAGACAUUUCCAGCCUCCGCUAUGAACUCCUGGAGGAGAAGUCCCAGGCCGCAGGCGAGCUGGCUCUGCUUAUCCAGCAACUUGGCGACAAGUUUGGCAAGAACACCAUGAGACACUGACAGGACUUGCAAGAAGAGAUGGGGAGAAUGUGAGAAAGGGUGAAAUCAGGAAGAGGUUGGGGGUGGGGGGGUUGGGAGCAGAAAGCUGGGUGAGCACAGGUAUUUUUAAGGCCUUGAUAGUACAAGGGGGAGAGAAAAGAGACAGGGGAAGUAGGAUGUUUAUGAGAUAGACAGGAUGAAUGGAGGACAGUGGAAGAAAAACAUGACAUAAAGAAACUGGGCAGAGUGAAACAGCUGAUUUAGUUAUGCAAGGACACAAUUAGGGAGGAAUGUGAAAAGCAGAUUGUGAACACAAGAGGGUCAGAGGUGAAGUAAAGCGAGUCAGAGGGGUUUUGUGCUGACAGUUCAAUUCUAAUUAAAGGCAAAGUCUUUCACGAGGCGCGAGAAAGAAGAGGAAGAAAGAGCCUCGCAGGCUGGGUGGGAGGCAGAGGGAGACGAAUGAGGAGGAAAACACAACUUCCAUGAGAUAUGACGAGGCACCACGGGGCAUAAGACUGAGGCAGUAAAAGCCCCCACACCCACUGCCAAGAUAUAUCAAUGUAUCACCAACUCGGAGAGGGAAACCCAGAAACGGGAUGACACAGAGAGAGGGCUGGAGGGGGAGAGGAACAAGUGAGAAAAAUAUCUUUAAAAAAAAAACCUGCCACUGUUAUUUACACCGGAGAGGCUGGCAUUGCUUCUGAGUCCUCACUUUGUUGGGGCAAGCAUAGAUGCCUGUGAGAAUACUGCACACACCUUUAUACAGCAGGCUGUCUAAUUAAUGCAUAUCCAUUCAUAGUGCACAACCUAUGAUCAGGACUCUAUGGAUUCAGGAAAAAUGCACCUAUUUAAAAGUCAUUAAAUAAACCACUGAAAUAUUAAACAUUAUCUUAUUAUCUUAAUGUCAUUUAGAAUUCUGUCCUCAUAGCACAGACAGUAUUAGGUCCUGCAGAUCCAGAAGAUCCAUGCUAGAACAAAAUGACUGUAAUUUAAGAAAAAAAAAUCCACUCAGACAGUUUCUUCUUUACCUCAUUCAUGCUGCCAGAAAAGAAAAUGACAGUUAGGAUAAACAGAAACUAAUCUGAGGCUUUCACAAUACCUCUCUUCCAUUCUUUAAAAUCGAGAGGGCCAUUCUUGUUUCAACAACUUUAAACCAGCGUGUUGAAGUAUGGCCGAGAUAAUUGCUUUAGAUAUUCCCCUCUCCACUGUGUGUUUGGAGCACUAAGUGUCUCGAGUUUUCUAAAAUGGUAACAAAAAAAUGACAGGUCCACGAUGUUUACAACUCUAAAUCCAGAAGGUCAGCACUGAGGUUAAGCCCAUGAAGGUAGCAAAACUGAGUCUGCUCCAGGGCAGCCAGACAUUUGUGAGGAGAGAAAAUCUCCGAGAUGCAGAGAUAUAUUUAUGUAUGCAGUGAUCUGGCAGUAAAACUGGAAUUCAGCUGCAGAAGCUGUGCAGAGUUAUUUUAUGGUCUUUAUUUUAUUUUGGAGACAUAUUUGACAUACAACAGCAUAAACUAAAGUGUUGUGUUAGACAUUGGUUGUAGCUGAACAAUAGUUUAAACAAACAAAAUAAAAAAAAGUAUAAAACAGUUUGAGAAGUUAUUAAAUCUGGACAUUAUUGUAGUAUAUUAUAUAAAUGGGGUGCUAAAAUCGAUGAUGACCUGUGGGAUCAGAUACAUCAUCGUUCCCGUUUGUGACUGAGGCCCAGAUUUUGAUUUAAAGCAAAUAUGAACAUACUAGGCAUCCCAAAGCUGAAAGACACACCAGUAGCUCUAGUUAAGAAGCUCCUGUCCUUAAAUUCAAGGUUCUUUCUUGAAUCCUUGAAAAUUAUACUUCAUUCAAAACAUCAACAUCCAGUGCUGGCAGUCACACCAAUCUGCACAUUUUUCCACAUUUAAGUUUAGAGACGCCAUGUCAUAAUCAGUGGGUUAGACUGGUUCCUCCAAGGCUUUUUCUAUGAAUUCAGAAAAUUAGAAUAUACCGUUCACUUUCAUCAAUCCUUCUUGAAAUUAAUCAGAUAAAAUGUAAAUAUAUUUAAGCUAACGCAGAACUAUAUUACCAUUCUUUUAUUGUGUGGCUGGUUACAGUAGUUAUUUGCCCUCAGAUGGAAGAGUCAAGAUGGGCCUAUUGCAGCCAUCAGCAACAGUGUCAUUAGGAAUUUUUUUCAUGGUUCUAGUAAUUGUCCUAGCUAGUAUACACUAUUUCUCCUGCAAGUAGACAUUGCAGGAGUUAGAGGGCUUUUUUAAGGAUAUUUUCUAAUCUCCUGCUACAGAGUAAGUGUUUUUCCUGCUUAAGAACUAUAAUUGGUUCAGCAGUGUUUAUUCACUAGUUCAACACAUGAACGCAGCAACUGGCAUUAAGAAAAAGAAAGUAAACACUGGUAAAUAUUAGCCUAGAAAAUGUUUCUAGCCUCUAUACGAGAGAGGGAAUACAGCAUGUUUUUAAAUUGUCAAAGAAAAUCUUUUGUUAGCAGGUCCUCUUAAAUUUCUACUUUGCAUCCACCACAGAACAAAAGCCACGUAGACAGAAAAGAGGCUGAAACAGGAUUGCAGGAAAAUAAAAGACCGCAGCAAGAGCUGAUGAUAAAUUACCGACUUGCUGUUGCAUCACUUUAGAGUUCCUAAUAGUGGUCCAAGUUAAACAAAUGCUUGAACAAACAACUUUGAAAGUGGGUGUUUGCCAGGCAGAGCCCAGGUAGUUCCCAAAACCAUCAAGUCAUCUUUGACAGUAAAACCUAAAACCUGCAUAUAUAUGUAUAAUUAAAAUGUACAGUAGUGUAUGUAUAUAUACAUACACUACUGUAUAAUUUCAUUCUUACAGAUAGGACUUCAUUCUUAUAGAUAGGGCUUAAACUCGCUAGUAGGAAAAUACGACCAAGUAUAUUUCUAAUUCAAAUAGAUAGUAAGUAUUUAAUCAGAAGGCUUUAAACAUAAUUAAAAUGCUGUUUUUACAGAUAUGAUUUUUUAAUUUGUUUCAGAUACAUAAAGGCUUUUCAGACAGAUUUUCAUUUCAAUUAAAUGGACUCGACCUUAUUUCUUUAUUUAUUUGUAUUAGGUGUUAAAGCUGUUAAUUAGUUUCCUUUUUGCAGAACCAUGCAAAUGAUGAAAAGACCCACCACCAGGAAGAGAACAUUUCCUCAAAUACUGUAUUUUUAACUUCUACACAAGAAUUAAUAAUUAAAUCAAAAUCUUGUAUGGUAUAUUGUCAUAUUUUUGA
Molecule: messenger RNA, 6324 nt
Organism: Maylandia zebra (zebra mbuna)
Lineage: Eukaryota; Metazoa; Chordata; Actinopteri; Cichliformes; Cichlidae
Gene: trpc7b
Product: transient receptor potential cation channel, subfamily C, member 7b
Biological process (GO): calcium ion transmembrane transport; single fertilization; regulation of cytosolic calcium ion concentration
Cellular component (GO): cation channel complex; plasma membrane
Molecular function (GO): store-operated calcium channel activity; protein binding; inositol 1,4,5 trisphosphate binding
Source: RefSeq, a predicted model, not a curated record